UUUCCCGAUUGUACAAAUCUUUUAAGUUUUGAUGGAAGAGAAUCCAUCAAAUAUGGCUGACGAAGGGUUUGGCGGCGAAACUAGGGUCUCAUUGUUGGAUGGUGGUAGAAGGGUUCGUCGUAAGCCAUUGCUUCCUCGGGAGGAUGGCCAAGAAGAUGGGGAAGCUCAAGAGUAUGCAAGGUCAAGUCACACAAAAUAUGAUGAAGAAAUGCCGGAGGAGGGGCAACAAGCUCUUUUGCCAUCUGCUCAGGAUCCUAAACUGUGGAUGGUGAAAUGUGCGAAUGGCUGUGAACGAGAAAUAGUUGUUUGCCUUAUGGAAAAGUGUUCCGGUAAAGGAGCUGAGUCGCGAAUCCAUUCCGCUAUUCAUCUUAAUCUUCUCAAGAACUAUAUCUAUAUUGAAGCAGACGAGGAGGCCCAUGUGAGGGAGGCAUGUAAAGGUUUGCAUAACAUAUAUGCGCAGGAUAUACUUUUGGUCCCGUUUGAACUUAUGACUGAAGUUCUUUCAUUUACAAGCAAGCCACGGCGUCCUUUACGCGAUACAUGGGUUAGAAUGAAGACUGGAACAUACAAAGGAGACCUUGCUAAACUAAUACAUCCGGAUAUUUUGCGACAAACAAUGCAAGUGAAGUUAAUUCCAAGGAUCGACCUACAAGCUCUUGCAAAUAAACUGGAGGGCAGAGAGGCUGUCGAAGAGCAGGCUAUUUUAACCCCGCCACGGUUUAUGAAUGUAGAUGAAGCUAGAGAACUGAAUAUCCAUGUGGAACGAAGAGAGGACCGUAUGGGUGGUGGUUAUUUUGAUAUUAUUGGUGGGAUGAUAUUCAAAGACGGGUUCUUGUACAUAACAGUGCCGAUGAAAUCAAUUCGUAUCCGGAACAUCAAACCAACUUCUGCUGAGCGUAAAAAUUUCCGAAACCCUGGGAAGACUGAUGUGACCACGAAGCUUCAUGAUCUUGCGCUGUCGGAGUGAGUGCUGUACUUCCAGAAUCAUUGUUGUUUUCUGAAUUAAUGUUUGAGUUUUUUUCUAUUUUCUUUUCCUAAGUAUGUCUGUCUCUGCUGAAACUAGUACCGAACUGUCGUGAUACUUGGGGUAAUCCGCUCAUAAACUCAAAACACUAUUCCGAAAGUUCAAAUCAGUUGCUUUUGUAAAUGCAAACUAAGAGAAUUUAAGCCAAAAGUGUUCACUUUUCUCCUUUA
Molecule: messenger RNA, 1194 nt
Organism: Mercurialis annua (annual mercury)
Lineage: Eukaryota; Viridiplantae; Streptophyta; Magnoliopsida; Malpighiales; Euphorbiaceae
Product: putative transcription elongation factor SPT5 homolog 1
Exons: 7
Coding region: 32-967 (311 amino acids)
Biological process (GO): regulation of transcription by RNA polymerase II; regulation of DNA-templated transcription elongation; transcription elongation by RNA polymerase II
Cellular component (GO): DSIF complex
Molecular function (GO): mRNA binding
Source: RefSeq, a predicted model, not a curated record